AUGGUCGUUCCAAAGAAGCCUGUCUCAAAACGUCUGAAGAAAACCUCAUCAUCAUUUAAACGAUCAUCAGGAUCACACAGCAAUGCUGUACGCCCGUCCACAAGCUCACAUGCGAUCUUUCCCGUGUCCCUUACGUGUGAAGAGCGAGCUGAACUGCAACAGUUAGCCCAGCUGGUACCAGUAGCAAAUACCAGAGUAGCCAAUGAUCCUUGCGCACUUUUACGGGCUGCCGCUCUGUACAUAGAUCAGUUGAGGACUACUGUGGCUGUUCGAGUUCGGAAUGGAACUUUACCAAGAGUCGGCCGGAUAUUUCAAAUGGAACAGCCAAUUGUUAAGGGACGGCAAGCAACAGCUGCCGAUAAACGGAGAUAA
Messenger RNA from Enterobius vermicularis (human pinworm), 372 nucleotides. The record is from the annotation of a GenBank genome assembly. NCBI's taxonomy places the organism in Eukaryota, Metazoa, Nematoda, Chromadorea, Rhabditida, Oxyuridae.